Molecule: messenger RNA, 402 nt
Organism: Thermochaetoides thermophila DSM 1495
Lineage: Eukaryota; Fungi; Ascomycota; Sordariomycetes; Sordariales; Chaetomiaceae
Exons: 1
Coding region: 1-402 (133 amino acids)
Source: RefSeq, a predicted model, not a curated record
AUGGCCCGACUCACAGCUCUCCUCAUCCCGCCGCUGGUGCGGAAAAAGCCAAGCGCAGAACCAACCAAGACCUCCAACCUCUCCCUCAUCAUUAGCAUGUCCUCCGGGGCCUACCAUGGCCCACCCUGGCUGGUGAUGUACGGCGCAACGAAGGACUCCAACCGGUCCUUCGGCAUCGGACUCGGACUCAAACUUGCUCAGGACCCUUCAACAGCAUACAUCGACAGCCUGGUAGCCGUUCCAGGCGAGGUCCUUAGCCGAGGCAACUGCCGCGGCGUCCCUUCACAUACUCCCCGCAGGGACGAGUACGGACGCAACGUCGUCCGCAAAGCCGGGCUCGCUCCGCCUGCGGCUGGCGCGAGAUAUACGCUCAUUGGUGGCAUAGCGUCGAAUACGCACUGA